Alligator mississippiensis (American alligator) is the source of this 3858-nucleotide messenger RNA. RefSeq names its product ring finger protein 8 (gene RNF8). The coding region runs from base 125 to 1690 and encodes 521 amino acids. NCBI's taxonomy places the organism in Eukaryota, Metazoa, Chordata, Crocodylia, Alligatoridae. Gene Ontology annotation, cellular component: nucleus; site of double-strand break; ubiquitin ligase complex. Gene Ontology annotation, molecular function: metal ion binding; histone binding; ubiquitin protein ligase activity. The record is from RefSeq and is a predicted model, not a curated record. Gene Ontology annotation, biological process: ubiquitin-dependent protein catabolic process; protein K48-linked ubiquitination; double-strand break repair. The transcript is spliced from 8 exons.
UCCUAGCUCGGCCAUCCAUUGUUCCACCUGGCCGCCCCCCUGCGCAUGCGCCGCGGCCCCCAGUCGCGCGGAGGCCCCUCCCCACCUCUCCUAGGGGAGCGAUUGGUCCUGCCUGCGGGGCGGGAUGGCGGAGUGUGGUGGCCGGUGCUGGUGUCUGAGGCGCCUCGGCCAGCACGAGCAGUGGCUGCUGCUGCGGGGCGGCGCUGAGGUAACUAUCGGUCGAGGACUUGGUCUCACCUACCAGCUAGUAUCAAAAAUCUGCCCGCUGAUGAUCUCUCGCAACCACUGUGUUUUCAAGCAGAAUGAAGAAGGCCAGUGGACAGUCAAAGACAACAAGAGUCUAAAUGGUGUUUGGCUGAACAAGGAACGCCUUGAUCCAUUAAAGGCCUAUCCUAUAGUUGAAGGAGACCAUAUCCAGCUAGGAGUGCCUCUGGAAAGCAAAGAAGCUGCUGAAUAUGAGUAUGAAGUGAUCAGGGAAGAAUGGGAGAAAAUUAGUCCAUUUCUAGCUCCUAGAAACGACCAGGUGAUGGGGAAAUCUAAAAGCACGAGAACAAAACGUAAAUUUAGCUUGGAAGAAUCUGAGGCAUUGGGAGCAGAAGGCCCUUCAAAUUCCAGAUCCAAGAGAGACAAAGUGCAUAGUGAACCUUUAAUUAAACCUUGGGAGAUGGCAGAAUUGGCCAAACAACCUACAGAAAACAUGGAUCUCAAGCUACCUUCUCCUGGAACAAGUGAGGAGGAGGAGAAAGCUCCAGUGUAUUGUGGUCCUUUGCAGCCAGAGAAAGCACUAUCCCUUGGCCAUAGGGACCAGAAAGCACCUAGUCUUGCACAAUCUUGGACUAGUUUGGAAAUGCUGAAGAAAACCCUGGUAGAUAUAAUGAAGUUGAAAGUCAAGGUGCAGGAGAAGCAGACAGCAGUCUUAAGUAUGAAGCAGAAGAGCAGGAAGAGUGCCCGGAAGGAGAUCAUGGUGAUGGAAAAAGAGCUGCAGGAGUUACAAGAGCAGUUAUGCACUGAACAGGAGCAGCAUCAGCAGAGGGUGGAGCAGCUGGAGAAGAUGUUCUGUGGAGAACAAGAGCAGGAGGGAGUAAAACAGGAACAAGGGGAUGAGAGUCUGAAGGAGCAACUAGCUCAAGUCUUGCAGGAGCAUCGCGCUUUGAUGGAAGAGCUGAGCCGCAGCAAAAAGGACUUUGAAGAGAAAAUUCAAGCCAAGAAUAAAGAGUUGGAAGAGACCAAGGAGGAAAAAGAAAAAGUGAGAGCUCAAAAGGAAGAGGUUUUGAGUCAGAUGAAUGAUGUACUGGAAAAUGAGCUUCAGUGUACCAUCUGUUCUGAACAUUUUAUUGAGGCUGUUACUCUGAACUGUGCGCACAGCUUCUGCUCCUACUGCAUCAAUGAAUGGAUGAAACGUAAGGUGGAGUGUCCCAUCUGCAGACGGGGGAUAGAGUCCAAAACGCGCUCUCUAGUUCUGGACAAUUGCAUUGACAGGCUGGUAGAAAACUUGAGCUUGGAGAUGAAAGAACGUCGCCUGGCCCUCAUCAGAGAGCGCAAAGAGAAGCAGGAUAUAUUGGUGAACCCAGCCACAGACAGUGAGAGCAGCAUAGUUUCUUCCAUCUAUUCCAUCUUGUCGAUGAGCAGUUAUGAUAGUGAUGACUUUGAGGAGGACUCUGACUACGAUGAUAGCUACUAUGUUAUCUGAGCACCCAUGCUAUGGAUUUGUUUGCCUGGGAGCCAUGCAGAGCCAACACACGGGUGGUUGGGCCCACUACCAUCAGAAAUGAAUGGCCUGGAUUGGAAACAGAAAGGCAAUGAAGAGCCAGGAAUGAAGAGCUGCAGACUGAAAGCACUGAACAGGAAGUCCUCUUUGUUCUUAAAUGAAUGUAUAAUUUCCUGACCUCUAAAGUGCAAGUGCAAUCAUUGGGGUAACUGACCCUUUUGUCACACUAAGUAAUAACGUAUGCAUCUACAUUUCCAUGAUCACUUUUGACCUGCUCAGUUAACAUUAUGUCCUAGUUUGACUGUGUGCAGUCAGUCUGGGGAGUGACAUCUGUUCAAGUGUAUAUAUUGGUUGGCUUUAUUUCUGCUGAUGGAGGGUAUUUGAGCAGGCUGGCCAUGCAAACAGCAGCGCAGAUGUAUGUCAAAGUUACAAGUACCGAUUUAAGAUGGAUUUUCCUUGUUGGAAUUUCACAUGGCAGCUUGACUUGGCCUUUCCUUUGACAGUAAAUGGUAUUCUUUUGGUUGUCUGUACCAACUCUUUGAGCCUCCUAUGCUUAGAUGCACUGUAGGUUGUAUUGUUUAAUUUCUUACUCCUCCAUUGAGAUCGUUGAUUUUUCUGUUGAGUAGAUUGAGAAGACUGACUUUGCCUAAAGUUUUGGCCCUGACUAAGCUUGAAUUCUGUUUCUUGCAGCACAUCAUCCUUCUCUCUCCAGGUUUUUGGAGGUGAGAAACCAAUUUAUCCAGAAAUGGCAUACAGUGGAAACCUUGUAUUGGUUCCUGCCAGCAUUUUUUUUCUCCAAAAGUGCUGCUAUUUUAAGUUAAUGAUGCAUCCUGUUGGCAGAGUAGGGAAUCAGCAUCCAGUGGGUAAUGGCAAGGUGAUGAGGGAAGUGGAGUGUGUUUUGUCUUUUUACAGUUUCCAAAAUAUUGCUGCCGAAUUGUGGCAUAACAGGAGCUUUGUAGCAAACCAAAUUUUUACUGGGGAAUGGAACACAUGUUGCCUCAUUUCAGCAGGCAUUUGACUGUGAAGCUCUGUUUCCAUUGGCCUAUAUACUUGAUUUUAGUUUUGUUAUCUAAAAGCUUUUCUUUCCCUAUGGGGGAAAAGAUGGGGAGAACCUUUUCAUAUGUAGUAUUUGUUUUCUCUCCAUGUGCAUGUAUUUUCUCAUUUAUAUACUUUUCUUGUUUCUAAGGAGGACAAAAUACACCAAGUUCUAUAGUGUUGCCUGUUACAACUAGUGAGACAAACUUCUGGUAGUUAAUCUAGACUUAAAUGAUCUGGACCCAUGUUUAUCAUUGCUCUUUUUAAUAGCGCUGGUUGAGUAGUGAUAGAAACAUUUUAGCCAAAGGCACUGUUUUUAUGAAUUUAUUCUGAAAAAAACCUCAUGCAUUUGGGGAUCUGUACAACAAAUGUCACAGGUUAUUCUGACCUGCAUUCACAGGGACCAGUGUGCCAGUAAUGUAAGUAAAUAUAGAAAAUGCAGAACCUUUAGGUUGUAGCAUUCCUUCUUUUUUUUACCUUAUCUUAUUCUAAAGAAAAGUCUCAUUACAGCGAUGUGCGUAGGGCAAUGCUAUGGCAGAAUAAUAUGUUCUUUUAACAGGAUGUGUCUUAUCAAUUAAACUCUGACAAGGUCCAGAUAUCUGUUCCAGAAUAUAAGGUUUAAGCAGCUCUGUCCUCCUUAAACUUUAGUGGUUUCUCUUGUGGAGGAGUCACCCCCCUCUUGAGAUUUCCCACUUACCAGUGCUCUUAACAUUUGGUUUCUACAUGGACCCUUCAGAGGCUUACUUUAGUUCAGAUCCUCUUGAGAAGUGCUUGAGGUAGGUAGGUCGCCAAAAGAUUGUGAAUGGUUGACACUGACCCUCCCUGGCCUCUCUGUGAAAGUAGGAGAUUUAGUUGCCUUCCAACUUAGGAGAAGGUUAUCCAGGGUUAUAGAUGUCUUUUACCAGGUACAUACUUUUUCCAUGAUGAUGAUGCGUGUGUGUGUCUUUUUUUUUGUUGGUUUCAUUUUACUAAAUGUAUUUAUUUUGCUUCUUUCCCAUACCUGUCAGUGUUUUAAUUACAUCUGUUGCAAAGUGGGUAAAGUCACCUUUUCUGUCAAUGUGUGUCUGAGAAGCCAUCUCCCUUAAAGCCAAUUAAAGAACAAUGUUAAAAAGUUA